AUGCGAAGAGGUGCACCUUGUCACAUCGAGGGCGGCAGCGACGUGGUGCCGGACGUCAUUGGGCCCGGCUGUCGCAGCCUGGUGGCCGUCAAGACGCUGCGGCCCGGCACCUCCCAGGCGGCCAGGGCGGACUUUGAGCGGGAGGCGCGCACCCUGGCCCGCCUGCAAGACCCGAACAUCGUGCGCGUGCUGGGCCUGUGCACGCGCGAGGAGCCCCUCUGCGUGGUGGUCGAGUAUAUGGAGCAUGGCGACCUCAACCAGUACCUGCAGCAGCACGUGGCGGAGACGGCCCUGCACGCCUCCGGCAAAGUACUUAGCUACGGAAGCCUGAUUUAUAUGGCCACUCAGAUAUCGUCCGGUAUGAAAUAUCUGGAAUCCCUAAACUUCGUGCAUCGGGACUUGGCUACGAGAAACUGUCUGGUCGGUCGCGGGCACAUGGUGAAGAUAUCCGACUUCGGCAUGAGCAGAGGCGUGUACGCCAACGACUACUACAAGAUCGAGGGCAGGACACUGCUGCCAAUCCGCUGGAUGGCCUGGGAGGCCAUCUUUCUGGGUAAAUUCACCACCAAGUCGGACGUUUGGUCGUUUGCGGUGACGCUGUGGGAGGUGCUGACCUACGCGCGCCAGCAGCCUUACGAAGAGAUGACCGAUGAGCGCGUCAUCGAGACGCUGGCCCAGCUCUAUCACAACGACGCGCAGCAGGUGUACCUGCCGCAGCCACACGAUUGUCCCCGUGAGAUCUACGACCUGCUGCUGGAGUGCUGGCGGCGUGACCCGCUCGACCCGGCCCAACCUUCCGUGUUUUCGUUGGCGCGGGUCACCGGCUCGGUGGGCGGACGCCACUUCAACACGGAUCCCGUGACCCACUACACGCUGGGCGGCGGCGGCUUCAACGGCGCCAGGAACGUGUCGGUCAAGAUGCCACGCGUGCUGGCCCGCUACCUGCGGCUCGAGCUGCAGUUCGCCGCCGCCUGGAUCCUGGUCAGCGAGGUCACGUUCGAGUCAGAGCCGGCGGUGGGCAACUUCAGCGACGAGACGGGCCCGCUGCUUCGGGAGACGGCGCUGGAGGGCGGCGGCCGGGCCGGCGACGGGCAGCGCAUCGCUGGAGCUCUGAACGGCUCCCGUCGUCAGCUGGAGCUCUGA
Messenger RNA from Pollicipes pollicipes, 1143 nucleotides. RefSeq names its product discoidin domain-containing receptor 2-like. Gene Ontology annotation, biological process: cell surface receptor protein tyrosine kinase signaling pathway; positive regulation of phosphatidylinositol 3-kinase/protein kinase B signal transduction; positive regulation of kinase activity. The transcript is spliced from 10 exons. The record is from RefSeq and is a predicted model, not a curated record. The coding region runs from base 1 to 1143 and encodes 380 amino acids. Gene Ontology annotation, cellular component: plasma membrane; signaling receptor complex. Gene Ontology annotation, molecular function: ATP binding; protein tyrosine kinase collagen receptor activity; collagen binding. NCBI's taxonomy places the organism in Eukaryota, Metazoa, Arthropoda, Thecostraca, Pollicipedomorpha, Pollicipedidae.